Messenger RNA from Penicillium paradoxum, 1770 nucleotides. RefSeq lists its product as uncharacterized. The transcript has 2 exons. Bases 1 to 1770 code for a protein of 589 amino acids. The record is from RefSeq and is a predicted model, not a curated record. NCBI's taxonomy places the organism in Eukaryota, Fungi, Ascomycota, Eurotiomycetes, Eurotiales, Aspergillaceae. Gene Ontology annotation, molecular function: flavin adenine dinucleotide binding; N,N-dimethylaniline monooxygenase activity; NADP binding.
AUGGAGAACGUGGAUCUCGUCGUAGUAGGCGCAGGUUGGGCCGGGCUCUCCGCCGUCAAGACCUAUCGCGAGGUCAACCCUGAGCAUAAUGUGCUCUUAUUAGAAGCUGCCGACUCCAUCGGUGGAGUAUGGGCCAAACAACGGUUGUACAAAGGUCUCAAGUCGAAUAAUAUGCUGGGCACAUAUGAAUACAGCGACUUCCCAAUGGAUGAAGCGACAUUUGGCGUCAAGCCUGGAGAACAUAUUCCCGGUCAUGUAAUUCACCAGUACCUGACGGCGUAUGCGCAGCACUUUGGCUUCACCGAAUGCAUUCGAUUGGAUCACCGCGUGGAGAGCGCACGUCACAAUCCGAAUGGGACUUGGCAAUUGAGUGUGUCACACGGAGGGGACACAAAGACCAUUGGUAGCAAGAAGAUGAUCGUAGCCACCGGUACUACAUCACAAGCAUAUUUGCCGACAUUCGAAGGCCAGGAAUCUUUCGGUGCGCCGCUUUUCCACUGUCGCGAUUUGUUACAGUAUCAAGAUGCAGUGUUGCAACCCGGGGAGCGCGCCACUGUGUUCGGCGGCACCAAGUCGGGCUGGGAUGCAGCCUAUGCUUGCGGAGCGGCUGGUAUGAAAGUAGACUGGAUCAUUCGAGAAUCCGGUCACGGUCCUGCUUGGAUGGCACCUCCAUAUGUGACCCCGCUAAAGAAAUGGUUGGAAAAGCUGGUCACUACACGUUUUUUGACCUGGUUCAGUGCGUGUAUCUGGGGGCCAGCUGAUGGAUAUUCUGGAAUCCGCGGGCUUUUGCAUGGUACCUGGCUGGGUCGUAAAAUUGUGGACGCGUUCUGGGCACUUCUGGCCAAUGAUGUUAUUCAGCUCAAUGCCUACGACAAACAUCCAGAGACGAAGAAAUUAAAGCCAUGGGUGAACCCAUUUUGGAUCGCUUCGUCGCUUAGUAUCCUGAACUAUCCGACUGAUUUCUUCGAUCUAGUCAAGGAUGGCACCAUCAAGGUGUAUAUCGCUGAUCUAGAACGUCUCUCAGACCACGCUGUGCAUCUUUCGUCGGGCGAGAAACUGCCAUCUUCAGCGUUGAUCUGCUCGACAGGCUGGCGUUGUAUUCCAAACCUCAAAUUUCUGCCAGAAGGCAUUGAUCGCGAGUUAGGAUUACCUUGGAGUGCAGACCCAAUCAAUGAGAAAACGGUGAAGGCUGCUGAUGAAGAAAUCCUGCGCCGAUUCCCCCGACUUCGCGAUCAACCAUGUCCGAACCCUCGCUUUCAGCCCUUGAGUGCCCAGUCUGAGGCAGCUGUACUGCACCCCUUCCGACUGGCGAAGUUUAUGGUCCCACUUUCGCUAGUCCAUGAGCGAUCUCUGGCAUUCGUAGGCAUUACCAUGUCCAUCAGCACGACUUUGAUCGCCCAGACCCAAGCCCUGUGGAUCUCGGCUUAUUUCGGCGGUGCUUUGACGCCUAGUACGCGCGAAAUCUGUCCACCCGCUGUGCAUGCCGCAAUGGAUCUCAAGAUAGAAGAUACAUCACAGGUUGACCUUACCUGGGAGACAGCUCUUUAUACUGAAUUUGGCAAAUAUCGCUAUCCGGCUGGAUUCGGACGACGAAAUCCCGAUUUCGUGUUUGAUGCAAUCCCGUACGUUGAUCUGAUGUUGCGAGAAUUAGGUCUAUCGCCCGAGCGCAAGCAGGGCUUCUUUGCUCGAUGCUUCCAGCCAUAUGGUGUGGAGGACUAUCGGGGAUUGGUCGAUGAGUGGAAAAUCAAGCAACGUGCUCACUACGGGUGA